AUGUUAUUCUUUCUUAUUUUUACGGUUAGUUUAUUUGUAUCUGUUGUGAUAUCCAAACCGGAGGGUCGUUAUGCUGCCGCUAGCGCUUUAGUUGACUAUAGACUUUAUUUUAUUGGUGGUCAAUUUCAAGAUGGUACUAUUUCCUCAGAGCUAUUUUACCUUGAUUUAUCUACUUCUUUUAACGCCAAUGAUGUUACAUCUCCCCGGUGGAGUAAUCUCUCUUCUACUCCAGUAGCGAGUGCAUGGGCAACUGCAACUGUUGGUGGUGGCAGUAAUUCUAUCCUAUUUCUUAUCGGUGGCAUAAUGGUUCCUUCUAAUCAUACAAUGGUAUAUAGCUUUAACACAAAUAUUGAAAACUGGUCUAAUAUAACAACUUCGGAUGUUUUAAAUCAAAGACGCAAAGGAUCUUCCUUAUCUUAUGACCCUGAUUCCGGAAAGAUAUAUAUUUUUGGUGGACAAUCUAUUUCUAAUUUAUCCGAAUGGUUUAAUGAAAUGAUAAUUUUUGAUUCUAUCCAUUUUUCAUGGUCAAAUGUGACACUUGAUUCUGCUCCUUCAAAAAGAUCAGGACAUACUGCUACUUUAUUAAAAACCGGCAUAAUAGUAUUUAUCGGCGGUUGGGAGCUAAAUGACGCUUCUAGUACUCCCACAUUGGCGAAUAUGAGUCAGAAUGCUAAAUUCAUUAAUACUACUAUUGAUUCUCGAGUUUACCAUUCAGCUGUAUUAGCAUCCGAUGGUAAAAUUAUUAUUUAUGGCGGUUCCAAUGGUACAGAUAAUAGAAAAGUUUUACCAGAUCUUGCGGUUCUUAAUGUUUCAUCGACUCAAUUUCAGUGGUCAACACCAAGUACCACUGCAUUAUCCAGUACCCCACGAUCUCUUGUGGCUCAUACUGCGGUUAUGGUAGAUGAUUAUAUGAUCUUGUUAUUUGAUGCCGCAAAUGAUCAAACUCAUCUCAGCUUAUCAAUACUUAUUGGUAUAAUCGUUGGGGAUGUUGCUUUAGCAUUUAUUAUAGGAUAUUCUGCAGUAUGGUGUUAUCGAAAACAUAGAAUUAAACAUACUUCAUUAAUUACAACUCGGGAAGUUUUGCAUUAUUCUGAUAAUGACAGUCCACCUAAACUUGAAGGACACCACCAUGAUUAUUUUGGUAAUGUACCUUCUCAAAAUUUUUUAGAGACACCCGUGACUGCAUUUCAUUAUUAUCAACCACUGGUAUUUCAACUGCAACAAAAUAAUUAUAUAAUGUUAGCAGAUGGUGCUUCAUAUAAUCAAUACCCAAGAAAUGAGGGUAACGUGCCCGUAAUUAAUUACGUGCAACAUCAUAUUCAACCACAAUAUGUUGAAUAUGGAAUGACACAUAAUAGUUACCUAAAUCCUAACCCUACUUAG
Molecule: messenger RNA, 1383 nt
Organism: Cetraspora pellucida
Lineage: Eukaryota; Fungi; Glomeromycota; Glomeromycetes; Diversisporales; Gigasporaceae
Source: the annotation of a GenBank genome assembly